GCCUUGUGAUGUAAAGAGAUCAUAGAAGGGAAAUAUCGACAAGACAAGAGCAAUAAAGAAUAAUGAAUGUUUGCUCGGUAGUCUGGUGAAAGCACGUGCUGUGGGUAGUCGAAUUCGGAAAUCUGUACAACUCUCAGAAGAAAUUUUGACGCCGUGACUGAGAGGACCACGGGCAUGACAUUUCGAUUUUGUGUUCAACUUUUGUGUUUAAUUUAAGUUCAUAUAUGUUGCAAAUUUACUGCUGAGAGUCCUUUUUAAGUGUCAUAAUUAAAUUUGAAAUAUCCUGUUGAAACAAUGGAACUCAAUAGUGUCUCCUCGACAAAUCCUGUGAGUUUUUGAAAUCUGUCUUUCCUUAUGAAUUCUUAAGUUAUGAAGAUCAAUCAAACAGAAAUCGAUGGGAACCACCACAAAUCUAACACCGAUACGGUUCAUCACCGAACAACACCCGAGCCCCCAAAGCUUCUAUAUGGAAUAAACGACAAUCCACCAUGGUAUUUGAGUAUUUUUCUAGCCUUUCAACACUACCUCACAAUGAUUGGUGCUAUAGUAUCGAUUCCAUUUAUCCUGACACCUGCCUUAUGCAUGUCUGAUGAAGAUCCAAAUCGAGGUGUUAUAAUUUCGACGAUGAUAUUUGUGACAGGCAUUGUGACAAUGUUUCAGGCGACUUGGGGUGUCCGCUUACCCAUUGUCCAAGGUGGAACAAUUUCUUUCCUUGUACCAACAUUGGCUAUCUUAUCCUUGCCUCAAUGGAAGUGCCCACCUGCUGAUGAAUUCAAACAAAUGGAUGAUGAUGAUAAGCAAGAAUUGUGGCAGGUACGCAUGCGAGAACUGUCAGGUGCAAUCGCAAUAUCGGCAUUACUUCAAGUAUUUAUUGGUUACACGGGAUUGGUGGGGAAAAUACUCAAAUAUGUCACACCUCUGACAAUCGUCCCUACGGUUUCGUUAGUGGGCCUAACGUUGUUUGAACAUGCAGCCUCUUCAGCGUCAAAACAUUGGGGUAUUGCAGUGGGAACAACAGGUAUGUUAACGUUAUUCUCCCAAAUAAUGGUCAAUAUAAGUGUUCCUAUUGUGGCAUACAGAAAGGGUUCUGGUCUUGAAGUUCGUCAGUUUCACCUUUUUAAGCUGUUUCCUGUUCUUCUAACAAUAGCCAUUAUGUGGGGCUUAUGUGGUGUUCUUACGCUAACAGGUGUUUUUGAAGAAGGACAUCCUGCAAGGACAGAUGUACGUAUCAAAGUUCUUGCAGAUGCUUCUUGGUUUUAUGUUCCUUAUCCUGGACAGUUUGGAAUUCCUACCGUUACGCUUUCAGGCGUCUUGGGAAUGAUGGCUGGUGUCCUUGCGUGUACAGUGGAGUCCAUUAGCUACUAUCCAACAGUUUCACAAAUGAGUGGAGCCGACUCACCUCCAUUGCAUGCUAUAAACAGAGGAAUUGGUACAGAAGGUCUUGGUACCAUGUUAGCUGGUCUGUGGGGCGCUGGCAAUGGAACCAAUACAUUUGGUGAAAACGUCGGUGCUAUUGGAGUCACGAAGGUUGGAAGUCGUAGAGUUAUUCAAUGGGCUGCAGUCAUAAUGCUCCUUCAGGGUAUAAUUGGGAAAUUUGGAGCAGUUUUUAUUAUGAUACCUGAUCCGGUUGUGGGAGGAAUUUUUUGUGUGAUGUUCGGCAUGAUUACUGCAUUUGGACUUUCUACUUUGCAAUAUGUAGAUCUAAGAUCGGCACGAAAUUUAUAUAUCCUUGGUCUUUCAAUGUUCUUCCCAAUGGUGUUAUGUCGUUGGAUUCAACAACAUCCGGGGGUUAUCAAAACUGGUAAUGAUACAUUGGAUUCAACUCUGUCCGUUUUGCUUGGAACAACCAUUUUGGUGGGUGGUCUGUUGGGAUGUUUCUUAGACAAUAUAAUUCCAGGUACACCCGAAGAGCGUGGUUUGAUUCAAUGGGCCAAUGAAAUGCCACUAGGUGGUGAUGAAGAAAAGACAGAACACUCACCUGACUAUGAUUUCCCCUAUGGAAUGAGUUUACUAAAGAAAUGGAAAUGGACAUAUUAUGUUCCAUUCCUUCCCACAUACAAAUUGAAGAAGCAGAACUAGAUUUCGAGCUGCCUAAAUUUGUUUUUUAGUAAUAGAUCCAUUUGUACUUAAGUAUAUUUUGUUUUACAAAAAAUAAAAGAUUUAAGAAUAAAAUUUA
Messenger RNA from Eupeodes corollae, 2176 nucleotides. Its product is annotated as solute carrier family 23 member 1. Gene Ontology annotation, cellular component: membrane. Gene Ontology annotation, molecular function: transmembrane transporter activity. The coding region runs from base 370 to 2079 and encodes 569 amino acids. The transcript is spliced from 9 exons. Lineage: Eukaryota; Metazoa; Arthropoda; Insecta; Diptera; Syrphidae. Gene Ontology annotation, biological process: transmembrane transport. The record is from RefSeq and is a predicted model, not a curated record.